AUGAAGCCGAUAGAGAAGCAACAAGGAAACAGAUACGCAAAGAAGAAGUCCAGACCAUCGUGCGCCAAAGCGUCUGGGUGCCCGCACGCAGGAACCUUUGCGAUGAUGCAGCAUAACGAAAAGAAGAAAAAAGAAGAUGAGAUGAACAACGCCGAGAAAUGA
This is a messenger RNA of Pyrenophora tritici-repentis Pt-1C-BFP, 162 nucleotides long. The record is from RefSeq and is a predicted model, not a curated record. Lineage: Eukaryota; Fungi; Ascomycota; Dothideomycetes; Pleosporales; Pleosporaceae.